AUGCUCAGAUUACCUGCUAAAGAACUCAUUGUUUCAUUGCAGCUCUCAGCAUUCGAGAGGCAGAUCUUUGACUUCCUUGGCUUCCAGUGGGCUCCUAUUCUUGGAAAUUUCCUACAUAUCAUAGUAGUCAUUUUGGGUUUAUUUGGAACCAUUCAGUACAGACCUCGAUACAUCAUGGUGUAUACGGUGUGGACUGCCCUCUGGGUCACCUGGAAUGUCUUCAUUAUCUGCUUCUAUUUGGAAGUAGGGGGCCUCUCUAAGGAUACAGACCUGAUGACCUUCAACAUCUCUGUGCACCGCUCAUGGUGGAGGGAACACGGGCCUGGUUGUGUCCGGAGAGUGCUGCCUCCAUCAGCACAUGGCAUGAUGGAUGACUACACAUAUGUCUCUGUCACAGGCUGCUCCCUCAGCUUCCAAUACAUGGAGGUCAUCCACAGUGCUGUCCAAAUACUGCUCUCUUUGGUUGGGUUUGUGUUUGCCUGUUAUGUGAUCAGUAUUUCCAUGGAAGAAGAAGAUACCUUUGAUUUCAUAGGCGGACUUGAUACACAUUCCUACUACCAGGAUCAUAUUGAGUUAAAGCCUGUUAAACCUGUCGAAAUAAGUAAUGCCAUUGAUUUUGAAAUGCGGCUGCUGGAUUUGACUUAGGGAGCAAAAGCACCACUGAGGGCCAGCACUGUGGAUCCGUCUCGUUCCACCUCCCUCCCAGACAAUAACUGUGCCUCCUGCUUCCCCACAAGUCACCGAGUUCUUCACUCACAUUCUGUGUAAUAUUAGCAGUGUUCAGUUAGAUGAGUUCUGGGUGCUUGGGUGGGUAUUUUUUUAGUCAUUUUCUUCUUAUAUAA
This is a messenger RNA of Dipodomys spectabilis (banner-tailed kangaroo rat), 842 nucleotides long. RefSeq names its product sodium/potassium transporting ATPase interacting 3 (gene Nkain3). The record is from RefSeq and is a predicted model, not a curated record. Bases 1 to 645 code for a protein of 214 amino acids. Gene Ontology annotation, biological process: regulation of sodium ion transport. NCBI's taxonomy places the organism in Eukaryota, Metazoa, Chordata, Mammalia, Rodentia, Heteromyidae. The transcript is spliced from 6 exons.